Talaromyces proteolyticus is the source of this 985-nucleotide messenger RNA. RefSeq lists its product as uncharacterized. NCBI's taxonomy places the organism in Eukaryota, Fungi, Ascomycota, Eurotiomycetes, Eurotiales, Trichocomaceae. The transcript is spliced from 2 exons. The coding region runs from base 425 to 742 and encodes 105 amino acids. The record is from RefSeq and is a predicted model, not a curated record.
UAAUUACUACGGAGUUUAAUAACUUAUUAUUCUCGAUUAGGGGGCGUUAAUAAUGGGACUAACUGCUAAUGAGCGGUGCUGCCGAAUGGUGGGCAUGCAAUGUGGAACUGGGGACAGUGCUAAAUGCUAUGGAGUUUUAUGCAUCGGGAUCAUCACUGCAUCCUCCGCAACGGACGGGGUUGUGAGUCUGUCUCAUAGCUGUUGUGCAAAUCCUGCUGAGUUCGUUAGGUUCCGGAAGUGAGAUAGGCUCUGGCGCAACGCCACAGUCACACAGUUCGUGAUGCUCUACCGCUCAAGUCUUUAUUCCUCAGUAUGUGACUAGUCAGUAUUAAUUUAGUUACUCUCACAAAGUGACCUCACUGCUCCCGUCUGGAGAAGCCCCCACUACGAGGCGACCUAAGCUCCAUCUUGGCAUCUGCACCGUAUGCGCCAUCCAUUUCCAGGCUCGGCAUUAGUGUUGUUGAUAGACAUUCUUCUAGAGCGAAUCGUGUCUAGUGUGCUCCUUGGCCUCACAGACGCCCCCAAUCAGACCACGCUCGCGAUGCCACACACUGCACACUGCACAAGCUCGUCCAACUCGACUGGAUCAUGGUUUGCUCCGGAGCAUUUGCGAGUGCGUACGGAUACGGCGCCGUAUAAUUAUCGACAGCGCGAGUCUAUCGUUCACAUUCAGGCUUUCACAGGCAUCGCCUUCGUCGCCUUUUCAUUUCUUUUCAUUUCCGCCCAGGCCCCUCUGGGUUGAUUCUUUCAUGCUUUCGUCGGGGAUGGGAAACGAGUAAGUGAUUCGCUAGUGGGCGGCAGCUAGUCACUGUAACUGCGGACUCCGGUCCUAAUGCAAUCAUAAUGCUGUAUAGGCGUAGGCAAUGAGAGGAAAAGGAGGAGAUUCAACAAUGAUGGCUGGAGCAAAGCAAUCGUGAGAAGAGCAACAAAGAAUAAUAUCUGCCGACCCGAAUAACAAUGACCAAAAUCCAUAAUAGAAUUCAAU